Molecule: messenger RNA, 3364 nt
Organism: Morone saxatilis (striped sea-bass)
Lineage: Eukaryota; Metazoa; Chordata; Actinopteri; Moronidae
Product: laminin subunit beta-3
Biological process (GO): axon guidance
Cellular component (GO): basement membrane
Source: RefSeq, a predicted model, not a curated record
GCUGUGAGUGUAACAACCACGCCCAGCACUGUCGUUUCGACCAGGUGGCGUACGAAGCCAGCGGCAGGAGGAGUGGAGGUGUGUGUGAGGACUGCAUGCACCACACCACAGGGCCGAAGUGUGACCAGUGUGCCCCAGGCUACCAGCCGAACCCCCUCAGCCGGAUGGACCGCCCUGACGCCUGCAUACGCUGUAUCUGCAGUGCUGAGGGGACAGUGAAUGGGGGCCGGUGUGAUGACAGCACAGGCUCGUGUCAGUGUAAGGUGAAUGUCGAGGGUCCCCGCUGCGACCGCUGUAAGAGAGGCUAUUAUGGCCUGAGCGCCUCCAACCCUCUGGGCUGCUCCAAAUGCUCCUGUUCGCAGGACGGGUCACUGUCAGAUGUUUGCGACCCAGUGACUGGCCAGUGUCCCUGUCGUCCCCACUUCCACGGCCUGACCUGUGAAGCGUGUUCAAAAGGCUACUGGAAACCAAUCCUGUCAGGACGCUGUGAGCCCUGCAGCUGUGACCCCACCAGGUCAAACAGUGAUACUUGUGACCAGGUAACAGGUCAGUGUCAGUGCAGACCAGGCUUUGGAGGCCGUACAUGUACCGAGUGCCCCAAAAACACAUACGGAAACCCUCUCAUAGGUUGCCAACCGUGCCGGUGUGAUGCUGAAGGAACCCUUCCAGAAGUCUGCGACAAGCAGAGAGGAACCUGCUUGUGCCGGCCAGGGGUCAGCGGGGCCCGCUGCGACUCCUGCAGCCAGGGACACUGUGACUCCUUCCCUGCCUGCGAGACAUGUCCAUCCUGCUUCUUCACCCUAGACGCCUGGAGACAGAACAUGAGCUUAGCCCUGGAGAGGCUCAGCUUCCCUACUGGUACCGGAGUUAAUCUUGGAAAUUUGGGGCCUCGCAUCCUUGCCCUGGAGGACAGCCUGAACCUGAUCCGCAACUCUAUCUCCCGUCCACCCAGUAUUGGCGGACAGAUUGAUAAUGCUCUCUCCCAGCUGGACAAGCUCAGGGACCAGGUGGACAUGGUUAACAAUAACCUUCCACCUCUGGAAAGGAUUCCUGGUCUGGACUUGGAGCUAGACAAACUACGGGAUCUGCUUGACCGCCUCACUGUAGAGUACAAAGCCAAGAAAGAUGCAACGAAGAAUCCUGUCAAUCCUAACAAUGCAGGAGCGUUUGCUGCCAUCAAGCACGCCUACGAUGAGUCUACAGACGCGGCUAAGAAGGUCGAUGCCACCGGGAACACGGUGAAGGAGUCCGCUAAUGUCAGAGAGGACACUUUGGACCUUCAGAACCGAGUACAACCAGCCAACACCAGAGACCUGGACAAACUGAACCAGAGCAUGGCUUCCCGACCUGACCUCACACCUGCUGCCAAACAGGUAUGUGGCAGUGUCCGCUCAGAUCCCUGCACCCCUUUCCAGUGUGAGGGUGGAGAUCUGUGUCCACCAGAGGGAAGCCCACCUUGCAAAAAGGGGGAGAGGUGCGUGGGUGCCCUGCCUCUGAGCAAGAGGGCUGACACGGACACUAAGGAUGUGAAAGAGCGGCUGGAAGGGCUCAGUGGGAAGAUCACAGAGGCUGCAGAGAAGCUCCAGGAGACACAGGAGACAACCAAUCAGGUGAGACAAUCUGCAGAGAAGCUCUCCAAAAAGAUGAAGGCGACCAGAGACGAGCUAGAAAAUGACUUAAAGGAGACUCGUGAUGUUGUGAAAGAGCUCAAAGACUUCCUGUCAGACCCGUCCUCUAACCUGACCCACAUCCAGGAGGUGAGCGACUGGAUCCUGAAAGCCAAACUGCCUCUUAGUCUGGCUGCUCUAAAGAGGAAGCUGGAUGAGCUGAAGAAUCUGGCAGCUAAUUUGCCAGACAGCACAGCGGUGCUGAACGAGGCAGAGCCACAGCUGGAUGCAGCCAGGAAGCUGCUGCAGGAAGCCGAGGAUGCCAGGGACACGGCACUGGGAGUGAAGGCCGACGUGGAUGGGUUGCUUGCAGGCUUCGGCUCGGUGGAGGGCUCCCUGUCUGACCUGGAGGAAAAACUGCAGAACAGCAUGGACCUGUUGGCGUUGGUGGAGCAAUUGGAUCGUCUCAAAGAUAAGGCUGCAGCCAGUGGAUCAGGUGGAGACGCGGGGCUGCUGGGGGAUCGACUGGCGAAGCUGCAGAAGGAUGCUGGAGUUCUAGUCAACACCACUGAAAGCAUGAUGGAGGCUCUGGAAGGUAAGGGAGAUUCUCUCAGGAGACUGCAGGACGAAAUUCUCCAGAAGUCAACAAAGCUUGAAGGACUUGAUGCUAAGGUUAAAGACCUUUUGGAAAAACUUCGAACAAAAGCCCACGACCUCAGCAUCUGCCAGGGCUGAAAGUCUCCAAGUUGCCCGUCGGAGCCAGAUCUGCAGCUGCUGUCACUACAACACUUUAUACCAGCUUAACAUGCCAUUCACAUCUUUGCUGUCUUCACUCUACGACAGGAGGAUUCCUCCCUGACUUUGGAACACCAUUACAACUCUUCUCUAUAACAUUACACCUCUUCUCUGGCAGUGGUCAAAGAACUGUGGGAAAUGUAGGAAAUCAUUUCUGGGGUUGAUUAAGAUAAUGUUGACUACUCUUCAUCAUAUAAUAACUCCUUGAAUAUGUUCUGCAUUAAAGGUUGUAUAUAUGAAGUUCACUUGUCCCUAGAUGUCGCACUAGAGCACCAGCAUCUCUGAGCAAAACAAUGGGCACUACUGCUGACCAGACUCCACUAACAAAACAUUCAUUUUACCUCGCAGAUAAUCAGAAAACACACGUCACGCAAAACCAUCUUUGUUAGUCUUUCCAGUCUUUUUCACCAAGCUCAUCCUUAGGGACAAAUGCGCCUGUCAAAUUAAGUCCACUAACAGUUGUUGUUGCCACUGACAGCAUAGCACUCCAUAGACAAAAACUGUAAUUUUACCUCACAUAUUAUCGGCUAUGGAAACAAACCACAGAGAGGCUGCAAUAGCAACACAGGAAGAGGGAGUGUGUCACCAUUCUCUGUUCAGGACACCAUGCCUCCACUAUAUAGCAAAUUAAAACUCAUAUAUAUAACCUUUAAAGAGUAGUGAUAAGUCACAAUCUCAAUGUAGCGACAGAAAUGAGGGUGGUCCUUUAAUGAUGGUACAUUAUAUAGGUAGAAAAACACUGUGAUAUCGUGAGUUUGUCAAUAUCAUUUAACAUUUCUCACAGCCCUGCACAGAGCUAACAGAAACAAUUGUGUCAGUAGCAAUACACUCCAUUGUGAACACUCCAUUAUUGUACUUGGAACUGGAGAGAUGGUGAAUGUAACAUUAUUUAUUUGUCUGUUUUGUAUCUUUUGUUUGUGCAGAAUCCUUAGUAUUUAAAUAAAAGCCUAUUAAUACUUUGA